Filobasidium floriforme is the source of this 1741-nucleotide messenger RNA. RefSeq lists its product as uncharacterized. The record is from RefSeq and is a predicted model, not a curated record. Gene Ontology annotation, biological process: magnesium ion homeostasis. Bases 61 to 1473 code for a protein of 470 amino acids. Gene Ontology annotation, cellular component: intracellular membrane-bounded organelle. The transcript is spliced from 16 exons. Lineage: Eukaryota; Fungi; Basidiomycota; Tremellomycetes; Filobasidiales; Filobasidiaceae.
CGUAGCUGGUCGUCCUCUGUCAUUUUAUAUCUCUAGAGCUAGACCUAUCGUCGAUCCGCGAUGCGUUCCCCUCUCAAGCUAGCCCCGACGGGCUCCAAACUCCCCCUCCUCAUGUCGCUCUCGAAACUCGUCUCCGCAUCCCCGGUCAUCCUCAACCAGGUCAUCCAUACCACGACGACCAAGGAUCAUAAGGGAGGCGUCAUCGAGCCUGAGGAUCCCCCCGACUCCGCUACGUUUUGGUUAAAGUUGGGGGUCUCGGCUGCGCUCGUCUUGCUCGGAGGAGUCUUUGCAGGUCUCACUCUGGCUCUAAUGGGAUCAGACGACAUGCAUCUCCGAGUCCUCGCCCAAUCAUCCUCGGACCCGUCCGAAAAGAAGCACGCCUCGAAAGUCCUCAAGCUGCUCCAACGUGGGAGACAUUGGGUCCUGGUCGUCUUGUUGUUGGGCAACGUCAUCGUGAACGAAUCGCUCCCGAUCUUCCUGGACAGCGUCCUCGGAGGAGGUAUCGCCGCCGUUCUCGUCUCCACCACCAUGAUCGUCAUCUUCGGAGAAAUCAUCCCUCAGAGUAUCUGCGUGCGGUAUGGUCUUCAGAUCGGUGGAGCCUGUGCUCCUUUCGUGCUCGCCUUGAUGUACCUCAUGGCCCCGGUGGCUUGGCCAAUCGCCAAGCUGCUCGAUUGGGCUUUGGGAGCUGACGAGGGCCACACCUUCCGAAAGGCCGAAUUAAAGACCUUCUUGCAGUUCCACCGGGAAGGUACCGAACCUUUGAGGGAUGACGAGAUUACCAUUCUGAACGGGGUCUUGUCGUUGAACGAGAAGAAGGCUUCCCAGAUCAUGACGCCCAUCAAGGACGUCAUGACCCUCGCUACGGACCGAGUACUGGACCACAACCUGUUGGACCACAUCUUGUUGAGCGGAUUUAGCCGAAUCCCUGUUCACCAGCCCGGUCAGAAGGAUAACUUUGUCGGUAUGCUUCUUGUCAAGAAGUUGAUCAGUUACAAUCCCGAGCAGUGCCAAAAGGUCGGCGAAUUUCAACUUUUAUCCCUCCCGGAAGCUAGGCCCGAUAUCAACUGUUUCCAGGCUUUGGACUACUUCCAGACUGGUCGAGCGCAUUUACUUUUGAUCACCGAGAACCCCGGUGCCGCUCGAGGAGCGCUCGGAAUUGUCAGCUUGGAGGAUCUGGUUGAAGAGAUUAUCGGAGAGGAGAUCAUCGAUGAAACCGAUCGAUACCAGGAUAACCAGUCCAAGAAGGCCGCGAAGAGGCAGGGUACCGCUGCUGUUAUGCGCGGUAUCAUUGAGCGUCACAAAAACACCGUUCACAUCGUCUCUCGUACCCAGUCGCCGACUCCCAUAGAAGGCCGGCUCAUCGAAAUUGAUGGCGAGGAAUAUACUGUUACACAGGAAACCCCAGGAGUUGGGGCUGAGCAGGAUUGUUUCAUCGUCGCGCCCCAAACGAACGGAGACUCGGACGGGAAGUAAGAUUUCACGCGCAAGGCGGGACCGGGCGUUCAUGGACCGUAUUAUGGAUGCCGACCUUGCUUUGGCUGACACCGAUACCGGGUCGUUCACGCGCAUCUCUUCACUGGCAGACCUUAGGAAAGCAUACUACGCAUUGCUCUAUCAACCUCCAUACCUCGACAUAUCGUCCCAAAAAGUAGCACCUCCCGUAAUAUACCACAACCACCAAGCUAUGUCCGGUUAUGCAUUUAUUUAGCCAAUCAUAAUAUACACAAUCAUUCUGCGGUAC